Rhizoctonia solani is the source of this 3831-nucleotide messenger RNA. Its product is annotated as polarity axis stabilization protein. Gene Ontology annotation, molecular function: hydrolase activity. The transcript is spliced from 21 exons. Gene Ontology annotation, biological process: actin cortical patch localization. The coding region runs from base 1 to 3831 and encodes 1276 amino acids. Lineage: Eukaryota; Fungi; Basidiomycota; Agaricomycetes; Cantharellales; Ceratobasidiaceae. Gene Ontology annotation, cellular component: plasma membrane. The record is from RefSeq and is a predicted model, not a curated record.
AUGUCUGUACCUUCAAACUCGUAUAGCCAUGCUGCAUAUGUUCUGUUGGCAGAAUUUGAUAUCGACCAGGGCUCGGUUUUAACUCAUCAAUACCCCUACCCAAUGGGCAUUGACGAACAAUUUAUUGCGGAAAUGAUGAUUCCUGAUGGCGUACAUGACCAGAAGUCUGAUUGGACCAUUUUCUUCCUCAACCAAGUCACCGAAAACAGGGUCACCAAUUCGCUUAUUGACGACGAACCAGUUGCAUCGGGGGAGAAACAACCACUGCUUUAUGUUCUGAACUUGGUUCGCACCGUCAAGAACCCCAACGCUCGACGCGGUGCAAAUGUCAAAGCAUUGGCGUUAUGCACUCCUCAUCCCUAUCUGCAUAUUUUCAAGCCCAUCUUGACAAUGGCCUUGGAUGACUACUUCAUCCAACCAGACGUGCAGUGUCUAGCUCGGCUCUUUGAUGCGGUGAAUGCCAUGGAUGUUUCGCGAGCGCCUGUCUUAUCUCGGGAUGAAAUGCUCAUCAUGCGAGCGACAGAGCGAAAAGACGUGUUUGCUGAAAAGUUCUUUGGCACUGAGCUACUUGCCGACGUGAUCACAAAGGAUGGCCGCGUUACUGGACCUCAUGAUUCGAUCUCAUCGACUAUAUCAAUGGAUACGUUCGACACGGAUAUUGUCACCGGAGUUCGAAGUCGCAAAUCAAGUUUUACGUCCAACUCUGCUCAUUCUCACUCGCCUCCAACAAGCUUGACGAUGAAGAACGGCGACUCAAACGAGGAUGUUACUUCAAAGCCCAAUGGAGAUUCUGCUACUCGUACUUCAUUCGACCGAAUGUCUGUAGCAUCCAGUAUCCAUCUCGGCAACCGAGGGGACAAUAGUUCUACUGGACACGGCUCGAUUGCCCCUGUGACCAGAAAAGUGAUCAACAGCCGAAACACCCAUUUCUACACGUCCUUUGUUCGAUACUACACGCGCCUCAAAGAGGGUCAUUUGGACCUGCCUGUCCACUGUCCGCUUUCAACUUUCCCGGAGGAAGUUGGAGAUUUCUCUCUAAUUAAACUUAUCAACACGUUCCCUUCGUCCAACCCCGUUCUUGGCCCGAUUACUCCCCAUUUGCAUCCUCAAGGCGCGCAAACGCACCCCUUGGUCGUACUAUUUAACGCGCUCGUCACUCAGAAGCGAGUAAUGUUCUUGGGGCAACGCUGUCCGGCUGGGGACGUUGCCAAUUUCGUUCUUGCGGCGUGCGCAUUCGGAGCAGGGUGUUCUGUCUUGCGGGGGUUCACCGAAAGAGCGUUUCCCUUUGUAGGCCUAUUUCAUACCCGUGUACUAGAGGGAUUGGACUGGUUUAUCGCGGGAGCAUCCAACCCUGUGUUUGAGACGGUACCGAUCUGGGACGUAUUGUGUAAUAUCAACACUGGGCGAAUUACAGUCCGUAAGGACAUCACGAUACCACCUUCGCCUCCUCCACUCCCGACUCCUGUUCAUAUCUCCCCUGUCGAAAGGAUCGGACAAGGCAUCGGCGCCAGUAUUCCGAGCACGGCCGGAAUUGGCGGUACCGGUGCUUUUCCUGCGCCUCCCUCUGGUUUGGUUCAAAAAUCCGGCGCAUCAAAGGGUGAAGAUGAUGAGUCGCGCGGAGGAUCUAAGAAGGUUGACGAGAGUGAAAGCAGCGAUAGCAUGUUAAUGGAAGAUAUCUGCGCUGUGAUUCAGCACCAUGCUGGAGAACUACUAGUGCGGGCCCGAGUCACUGAUUAUGUUCAACGCUUUGUUCGGCUUACCGCUCGUUGGGAGAACGAGGUCCACAAAACCACCGAGAUCGAUCACCCAAGCAGACCGUAUAGUGAAGGCCAACUCGGAAGCGGUGUAACAUUCAUCGAUGAAGCCCUCGUUGCACGCGAAAUGCCAUCCAACUCCUGGAGGAUAAAUGCCUGGCGACAAACUUCGUACUACAAAUCAUAUCGCGACGAUUUCAAAGCUCAUCUCGAGAAUCGUCAUAUCAAGAGUAUUGAUAUAAACCAUUUGGUGUCUCGCCUUAGAUAUGGCCGGAAUAUGUCAGACAGUGAAGCGGAGUUGAUCAUGAGAUCACUAACCGCGUAUGUUCAAUCAUACGAAGAGGUAGUAGAGCUCCUUGCACUAGUCCCACCGCAUCAUGGCGGUAUUACGCCAUUGUGCUUUGGGUUAUUUCAUCCGGACCCAAACAUUAGAGACUUGGCGGUGGACUUUAUGACCAACCUUAGGUCUUACCCUAUUGGUCUCCAAUUCCUUGGAGGGCUGAAUUACUUCCAUCGCUUCGGGUAUGUCCGAUUGGCUCAACAGCGCGAACUCGGUGCUGCAAAGUAUGCCAAUGGAUCUGGCGAUACCAAUGGUCUCAGUCGAUCUCCGUCGGCGCCCGAGUGGGGGCCGGUGUUAUCCAGUGCUGCUGGAUGCUGGUCCGGCCUGCGUGCUCUCUUGAGUACUAAGACCAAACGCAAAAAACCUACUCAAUGUUCACCAACAGACGGGACGCCCAGUUCUUCACCUCCUAAGGCAAUCGGUGAACACAAGGCCAUUCAUAAUGGCACUGAAUUGCCUCCAGAAUACCAAUUUCCUCCUUACAGUGGAACCAGACCUGCACCCGACCGUAGGAAGGUGGCAGAUAGUGACAUUAAGGUUCCCCAUAAACUUCCGUCUCCCGAAGCCGCCGAUACUAGUGACAAAACUAUCGACGAACUGAACGAGUCGCUACGAGAGCUUAGCCUUCAGAUACACGAUCAUCCUGAGUUAAGAUGGGAUGUCAAAUAUGCCCAUGACGUGUUGACAGAAUUCAUGGAAAAACAAGGGUUUCAGGUCACUCGUCACUAUCUGGCUGCCCAGCUACCGGGCAACACGGCCUGGAGAGCCGAUUUUGUGCUUCCUGACAAAUCUGGAAAGUCUGUUCCCGUAAUUGGUCUCAACUCCGAGAUGGACGCGCUUCCUGGUAUCGGUCAUGCGUGUGGCCAUAAUCUUAUUGGGAUAAUUGGUAUAGCUGGAGCUGUGGGGCUCAAGGCUGCAAUGGAAAAACAUGGCAUCUCUGGACGAAUAAUACUCUUAGGCACACCCGCCGAAGAAGGGGGAGCCGGCAAGGUUCACUUGAUAAAGGCAGGGGCAUACCAAGAAAUGGACAUUUGUAUGAUGGCACACCCUGGUCCAGGAGACAGCCGAAGGGUGGAAAAUUCGGCCACACUCGCGUUGCAGGCCUUCACAGUCGAGUAUCACGGAAAAGGUGCACACGCUGGAGCUGCUCCAUGGGAAGGGAGAAAUGCCUUGGAUGCUGCAUUCGUUGCGUAUUCUGCGCUCAGUGCUUUACGCCAACAGAUUCAUCCUACUGCCAGACUUCAUGGUAUAAUUGAGGGACGUGACUGGGCAUCAAAUGUUAUCCCAAAUUAUGCCAAGAUGACAUACACCGUUAGAGCCCCUGCCUGGAGUGAAGUUGUGGCCUUGCGAGCCAGAGUUAACAGGUGUUUUGAGGCUGCAGCGCAUGCAACCUCGUGUGAGAUCACAUUCACUGAGAUAGAUAGCAUGAAAGACCUUCAGUCAAACCAACUGCUGUCAGAUGAAUUUGGAGCUAUCAUGGCCAGCCGACACGGAUACCCAUACAGGCCCAACGAAGAAAUUGGGGCAUCUACUGACUUUGGCAAUGUUACAUACGAAUUACCUGCUAUACACCCUGGGUUCGCGAUUCCAACUACGCCGGGCGGUGGGAAUCAUACGCCAGGUUUCACAGCCGCCGCUAGGACCCAAGAGGCACAUGAGCGUGCCAUUGCUGUCUCCAAAGGCCUAGCAACUCUAGGUCUCCGUGCCCUCUUAGAUGAAGACUUUCUACAACAGUGA